Drosophila obscura is the source of this 1922-nucleotide messenger RNA. Its product is annotated as vasorin. The record is from RefSeq and is a predicted model, not a curated record. Gene Ontology annotation, cellular component: plasma membrane. NCBI's taxonomy places the organism in Eukaryota, Metazoa, Arthropoda, Insecta, Diptera, Drosophilidae. Gene Ontology annotation, molecular function: protein binding.
AGCCACAGCACAGCGAUAUCUAAUCAAAACAAAUAAUGCCAACGUCCCCAUGGCGGUGGGCUUGAUUCAUUAAUUUAGUUAUAUUUCCCGAGGCAAGCGGUCGUCUGUCUGUCUGUCUGUCUGGCUGCUCGUAAUGAGAAUACUUGCAGAAAAGUGAAUUUAAUAAAUACAAAAAAAAAGUGCAUUUAAAAGAACAGUUUUGUGCAUUCUAAAAAAUAGUUGCGCUGCUCUGAUCCGAGAUUUGGAUACGAUAACAGAAAACAGAAGGAUAGGAAAUAUAAUACAACAAAAAUACAACGAUGAAGCACAAAUUUCUGCUGUUGCUACUUACUUGGACAGCGUUACUCCUGACAUUCGCCCAUGGGCAGCACGAGGACAUUCCCUACCAGGCAGUGACGAACAUCUGCCAGACAUGCGUGUGCCUGAGCAACCAGGACAGCAAUCAUCGCCUCCACCAGACCCUCAACUGCGACAUGAAGAACUUUGAGCACAUCCUGCCCCGUUGGCCCACCGAAUUUGGCACCCAGUCGACGGGCACGGAGAUUGUGGCCACGUACUCGGGCAAUCGCAUCCGACUGCUGCAGCAGCUGCCAGCGACGAAUGCGACGCUGACGCUGUCCUGUCGCCACUGCGGCCUGCAGCAGCUGCAGGCGCCACUCUUCAUGGAUGUGCCCAACGUAGAGGCGCUCUAUCUGAGCUGGAACGAGAUCGCCGAGGAUGCGCUGACGCCGGAGCUGUUCCGCGGUCCCUUCAAGAGCACCAAGUACGAGCCGAUUGGCCUCAAGGAUCUGGAUCUAAGCCACAACCGCAUCACGCUGCUGUAUCGCAAACUCUUCGAGCACACCCCGCAGCUGCUCAAGCUGAACCUGGCCUACAAUCGACUGAGCGUGCUGGACGCUGCCACCACAGCGGCACUGGGCUCGGUGACGACGCUGCAGCGCCUGGAUCUGGCGCACAACGGACUGAUGAGUCUGCCCAGCGAGCUGUUCGCCCAGCUAGGCAGCCUGCGCGUUCUGGAUGUGUCCGGCAACGAGUUCACCGUGGUCCCGCCCAGCAUCCAGCAGCUGGGCAAGUCUCUGGUGCAGCUGAAUCUGGCGGGAAAUCCGUUCGCCAGCCUGAAUGCGACGAGUUUCCAAAAGCUGGAGGCACUGCGUCGGCUCAAUAUCAGCGAUCUGCCCAACUUGCGCACCAUUGGCCGGGGCGCCCUGGCUCUGCCGGCACUGGAGCAGCUCGAGUGCGCCAGAAAUCCCAAGCUGGAGCUGCUGGAGCUAAACGAUUUGCUUGCCAGCCGCGGUCUGUCGCAGCUGGACAUCUCCCACAACGCACUGAACUCUCUCACGCUUAACGUGAGCAGCAGCAACAGCAGCAGCGGUGGGGCGGGAGCCUGGCCACGGCUGCGCAGUGUGGCCAUUGCGGGCAAUCCCUGGUACUGCAGCUGCGACCUGAUGCAGGCCCUCGAGCUGGUCGGAAUGCCGCGCGUCGAGCAGUCAGCCGGCGGAGCGGAGGCCCGCUGCGACACGCCCUAUCUGUUGGCUGGAGCUCCGCUCUCCAACCUGACGUCCCAGCACAUCUGCAGCAUGGUCAUACCGAAGAAGUAUCGCGCCGUGGACGAGGAACCACCGCGCUUCCUGCGACGCCGCUACGUCGUUCUCACCGCCAUCAUUGCCAGCGUGGUGGUGGUGCUCGGCCUGAUUAUUGGCUUCAUUGUUGUCUGCGUGCGACGCCGCCUCAAGGGCAGCGACUACGGGGUCCAGCCCAUACGCUACACCAGCGUAAGGGGCAGCAACCUGUCCGCCUUCUCGCAGCUGCAGCCCGCAUCGGUGGCCAGCAAGUUCAACAAUGCCGCCAGUGCCGGCACCACAGGUGCAGCCAAUGCCUGAGCCAAGUCCCGGAUGGGAUGAGCAUUAGUCAGGAUCCGGUUG